AUGUUAAUUGAAGUUGAACAUUGGUCUGGUGCUGGAAAUCGUUUUGUUAUUGUUGAUAAUCGAAAAAAUACAAUAGAUAAUCAAUGGAAAAAUCUAGUUAAUAGUUUAUGUAAACGAAAAAAUCAAGAUGAUGCUGAAGGUCUUCUUGUUUUAAUUGAAAUAAAUAAAAAUAAAUCAAUAUGUAUUUAUGAUUUUUAUAAUCCUGAUGGUUCAACAGGAGUUAUGUGUGGUAAUGGAGCACGAUGUGCUGUUCGACAUGCUGAUUUAAUAGAACAUUUUUCAAAUAAUAAUAUUGAAUUAAUAUUAAAUGGUUGUUCAUAUAAAACAAGACUUAUUGAUAAUGAUCGUGUUGCUAUAGAAUUACCUUUAUAUAAAGAAUUACGUUUUAUUGAUGAUUGGACAUAUAUUAAUGUUGGCAGUCAUCAUAUUAUUAUUGAUGCUUGUUAUUUAGUUAAAACAAUUGAAGAUUUUCAUUUAUUUGAUUUAAUAUUAUUUGCAAAUCAAUAUUUAAAUAUUUAUCGAAAUAAAGUUGGAAUUUAUUCACUAAAUCUAAAUUUAGCUUAUCUUAAUAAUGAUAAAACAAUUAUUUAUUUACGAACAUAUGAAAAUGGUGUUUUUAAUGAAACACAAGCAUGUGGAACAGGUGCUGUUAGUACAGCUAUUGCUUUUUGGAUGAAAUCUAUUAUUCGAAAUAAAACAAUUCAAUUAAUGCCAAUAAGUCAAAGAUUAUUAACAGUACAUUUAAAUAUGGAUGAAAAACAAGAACAUUUAUUAGGAAUGACUUUAGAAGGUGAUGCUAGACAAGAUGCAUCUUCAACUAUAUUUGAUACAACUUCUUCCAAAUAUUUAUAA
Molecule: messenger RNA, 852 nt
Organism: Rotaria sp. Silwood1
Lineage: Eukaryota; Metazoa; Rotifera; Eurotatoria; Philodinida; Philodinidae
Source: the annotation of a GenBank genome assembly